AUGGAACGGAGAAACCAUUCGAGCCUGGCCGAGUUCGUGUUCCUUGGUUUCCCCAAAGUGGGACAUGUCAGGGGCUGGCUUUUUGCCCUGUUGCUGUUGGCAUAUCUGUUCACUUUCUGUGGCAACUUGCUCACCUUCUUGGCCAUACGACUGAACGCAGCCCUGCACACACCCAUGUACCAUUUUGUCAGUAUACUCUCCUUAUUGGAACUGUGGUAUACAGCCACCACCAUCCCCAACAUGCUAGCCAAUCUUCUCCGUGAGAAGAAGACCAUUUCUUUUGCCGGAUGCCUCCUUCAGACCUACUUCUUCCACUCUCUAGGGGCCUCUGAAUGCUACCUUCUUACAGCCAUGGCCUAUGACCGAUACCUGGCCAUCUGCCGGCCCCUCCACUACCCUGCAGUUAUGACCCCGACACUCUGUGGCAAGUUGGCUGCUGGUUGUUGGACUUGUGGCUUCCUGUGUCCCAUUUCUGAAGUCAUCCUGGUCUCCCAGCUCCCCUUUUGUGGCUAUAAUGAAAUUCAACACAUCUUCUGUGACUUUCCACCUCUGCUGAGCCUGGCCUGCAAGGACACAUCCACGAAUGUCCUUGUGGACUUUGCUAUCAAUGCCUUUAUCAUUCUUAUCACCUUCCUCUUUAUUAUGGUUUCUUAUGGAAGAAUCAUCAGUGCUGUACUGAAGAUAAAAACAGCCGAAGGAAGAAAGAAGGCCUUCUCUACCUGUGCCUCACAUCUCACUGUGGUUCUCAUCUUUUUUGGGAGUAUCAUUUUCAUGUAUGUGCGCCUAAAGAAGAGCUAUUCCCUGACCCUUGACCGCACGCUUGCUGUAGUCUACUCUGUACUAACACCACUCGUCAACCCAAUUAUCUACAGUCUUCGUAACAAGGAACUCAUUAAGGCCAUCAAGAGGACCAUCUGCCAGAAGUCAGGAAGGGCUCACCAUUGA
This is a messenger RNA of Prionailurus viverrinus (fishing cat), 945 nucleotides long. Its product is annotated as olfactory receptor 6N2. The coding region runs from base 1 to 945 and encodes 314 amino acids. Gene Ontology annotation, cellular component: membrane. The transcript has a single exon. The record is from RefSeq and is a predicted model, not a curated record. Gene Ontology annotation, molecular function: G protein-coupled receptor activity; olfactory receptor activity. Gene Ontology annotation, biological process: G protein-coupled receptor signaling pathway. NCBI's taxonomy places the organism in Eukaryota, Metazoa, Chordata, Mammalia, Carnivora, Felidae.